Messenger RNA from Emys orbicularis (European pond turtle), 2104 nucleotides. RefSeq names its product zinc finger protein 800 (gene ZNF800). NCBI's taxonomy places the organism in Eukaryota, Metazoa, Chordata, Testudines, Emydidae. The transcript is spliced from 5 exons. The record is from RefSeq and is a predicted model, not a curated record. Bases 45 to 2033 code for a protein of 662 amino acids.
CAAGCUGCUGGAUGUAGAAGGAAAGUAGGUCGUGCACACAGAAAAUGCCUCUAAGGGACAAGUGUUGUCAGACUGACCAUCAUCACCAUGGGUGCUGUGAACCAGUGUAUUUGUUAGAACCUGGUGAUCCUCCUUUGUUACAGCAACCUCUGCAGAUGUCAAAAUCUGGUAUUCAACAAAUUAUCGAGUGCUUUCGAUCAGGAACUAAACAACUUAAACAUAUCUUGUUAAAAGACGUGGACACCAUUUUUGAAUGUAAAAUAUGCCGCAGUCUCUUCAGAGGAUUACCAAACUUAAUUACUCAUAAAAAGUUCUAUUGUCCUCCAAGUCUCCAGAUGGAUGACAACCUCCCAGAUGUCAAUGAUAAACAAAGCCAAGCUGUAAAUAAUCUCCUGGAAGCCAUUUAUCCUAGAGUGGACAAACAAGAAUAUGUAAUUAAGCUAGAACCUAUAGAAACAAAUCAGAAUGCUGUGUUUCAGUACGUUUCAAGAACUGACAACCCAGAAGAGAAUAUUGAGAUUAGCAGUAGUCCUGAUCAAGCUCCAUUACAAAUACAGGAACCUACCACUGAGCAACCCAAAACUGUUUCAACUCCAGAUACAGAAACUUUAGAAUCGCCACCUGCUGAUGCGGAAAUAAAUGUAAUGCCGACUCCUGAUGAACAACCUCCAGCAUUAAAUCCUGAAUUGGACUCUUCUGAUAAUUCUGAUUUUGGCCACCAGUUGAUUUGUUGUUUAUGUAGAAAAGAAUUUCAUUCCAGACGUAGUGUACGUCGGCACAUUAGAAAAGUACACAAAAAAAAGAUGGAAGAACUAAAGAAGUACAUAGAAACAAAAAAGAAACCAAAUCAGCGCUCCACAAAAGGACGAAAUAAGAAUGUGCUUGUAACAUUAGGUAGAAGUUGUCCUGUAUGUUAUAAAUCAUUUGCUACAAAAGCCAAUGUAAGGAGGCAUUUUGAUGAAGUUCAUAGGGGGUUAAGGAGGGAUUCCAUUACUCCUGAUAUAGCUACAAAGCCUGGGCAACCUUUGUUCUUGGAUACAGUUUCUGCUAAAAAAUCUUUUAAGACCCGAAAACAAAAGUCUUCCUCAAAGGCUGAAUACAAUUUAACUGCAUGCAAAUGCCUUCUGUGCAAGAGAAAAUAUAGUUCACAAAUAAUGCUUAAAAGGCAUAUGCAAAUUGUUCACAAGAUAACGCUUUCAGGAAAGAACUCUAAAAGAGAGAAAGGACCCAAUAAUACUGCCAACGGCACAGAAAUAAAAGUAAAAGUUGAACCAGCAGAUUCUGUAGAAUCUUCAACCCCUUCCAUCACCCUUUCUCCACAGAAUGAGUUAAAGGGAACAAGUCAUUCAAAUGAGAAAAAGAACACACCAGCAGCACAGAAAAAUAAAGUUAAGCGAGACCUUGAAAACCCUAAAUCAACUAAUCCAUCUGCUGCAGGUGGCCAGCAAAAAACAAGGAAGCCAAAACUUUCAGCUGGCUUUGACUUCAAGCAGCUUUACUGUAAACUGUGUAAACGCCAAUUUACUUCUAAACAGAACUUGACAAAACACAUUGAGUUGCACACAGAUGGAAAUAACAUUUAUGUUAAAUUCUACAGGUGUCCUCUCUGCACUUAUGAAACACGUCGCAAACGUGAUGUGAUAAGGCAUAUAACUGUAGUUCAUAAAAAGUCAUCACGUUACCUUGGUAAAAUAACUGCAAGUUUAGAAAUCAGAGCAAUAAAAAAGCCUAUUGAUUUUGUUCUAAAUAAGGUGGCAAAAAGAGGCCCUCAGAGGGAUGAAGCAAGACAGAUUGGUUCAAAACAGGAUGUCGCCUCUAACUCACCGAGUAAAAAGUUUGAAGGAGCUGAUGUUGGCAUAGAAGUAAAAGUCACAAAAAACUUUUCUCUUCACAGAUGCAAUAAAUGUGGAAAGGCAUUUGCCAAAAAGACUUUUCUAGAACACCAUAAGAAAACUCACAAGGCAAAUGCAUCUCAUUCACCAGAAGAAAACAAAACCAAAGGCAGAAGUACAAGAUCAAAAGCUCUUGUCUGAUAACUUCAAGUGGUGUACGGAAAGUUUGGAGUUCAUUUGAGUGGAAAGUCUUUAAUUUGGUGUUAGAACCA